AGACGAGUGGGCAUGGAUUCCAAAUCCAAGAUGACUAUGGCCUCUAUAAAAUGGCUUUUGCCCCCCACUUGAAAGUUAAAACUCAGUUGCAUUAGCAUCCACUGACUACUAAACUCUCAGAAAAACAAGCGCUAAACUCCCACUCCAUCCCCACUUCAGCCAUAUAUCUGCAAAUUUCUGAUCUGCAUCUAUUAUUGCACAUUGAAAAGUGCUUAUAAUAUAUAUACACAUAAAUAUGAAGAGGGGUAGUGAAUCAGCAGAAGGAUCAAAGAAAAGAAUGUCAAGCAGAAGUAUUGGAAGGUUUCUCAAAGAACAAAGAGGAAGGCUAUACAUUAUGAGAAGAUGUGUAGUAAUGCUUCUUUGCUGGCAUGAUUAAAUUGAUCAAAGCAAGUAUGAAAAUUAGAGAAAUUUAAAGAAUUAGUGGAGGGUUUUUGUUCUUGGAUUUAUAUUUUUUCUUCCGAAUGUAAAUAGCAAAUUAGGGAAUUCUCCUUUAAUUUUCUCACAUCAAGGAUCAUUUUUAGUCGUGUUUAUGGAUGGCAAAUGUUCUUCUACUCAGUUACAAUUUCCUACUAUGAAAAUUGUAGCUUUAUUCAUUGAUCUAUUACAAGAGUUCAUCAUUUCAUUUC
Messenger RNA from Olea europaea var. sylvestris, 626 nucleotides. RefSeq lists its product as uncharacterized. Gene Ontology annotation, biological process: negative regulation of cell population proliferation. The record is from RefSeq and is a predicted model, not a curated record. The coding region runs from base 236 to 376 and encodes 46 amino acids. The transcript has a single exon. Lineage: Eukaryota; Viridiplantae; Streptophyta; Magnoliopsida; Lamiales; Oleaceae.